This is a messenger RNA of Cyclocybe aegerita, 2028 nucleotides long. The record is from the annotation of a GenBank genome assembly. Lineage: Eukaryota; Fungi; Basidiomycota; Agaricomycetes; Agaricales; Hemipholiotaceae.
AUGGACCAGGGCCCGUCGCUCAAGCCCAAGGUCACCGUGAAGCUCGCCUACGCCUCGACAUCAAGACCCCCUUCUCGAAACAACACAACGAGGAUCCCUUCAAGACCAACAUCGCCUACAAAACCCUAUGUUUCAACGGCGAAGCCGAAUCCCGUCCCUAGCCCCGCCUUUCGCCCCAAAGCUAAGGUCAAUAGUAGUGCAAAUAUCCGCAAGGCCGGUACGAGCAGUACGGUGUCGGCGAAUGCCAGCCCGACUCCUCGUGCAGGUUCUCCAGCGAAGUUGAUUUCUCGUCUUCGGAAUGGGGUGAUCUCACCAACUGCUGCACCGAAAGCGGCUCCGACCGUUGGGGUUAGCCGCAGCGUGCGGUCUCCUCCGCCUUCCUCAUUAACUGCAAAUUCAACGUCAGAACCUCGCAACCGCUCUCAAACGACAACAACACCGUCGGGACCUCCACUAGCGCCUACCGAAGAACCAAGGGCUCGGACUGCAAGUGUAUCCCUACAUCAUACCGUCUCAUUCUCCUCUUUCCAUCCGUCGCCUACUUCGACCGUAUCCACCAAUGCAUUUCCUUCCGCCUCUCCUUCCGCCUCUCCCCGACUAAUGCCCUCCAAGUCCGUCGUUGGACUUUCGGACCACGACAGGAGCGACUCGCCUCCUCUACGCAUACGUUCGAAAGUAUCGGCCAUGGUCAAGUCGGCAUCCGACAACCCCCCUCCCUCUCCCACAUCUGUUCUCUCUAGUCCGCCUCUGCAGCCAUCUUCGCGUUCAAUAAAUACACGCGCACGUGCCCCGUCAAUAUCUUCCUCUAUGUCGCUCCAAUCCCGGCCGGUUACGAGCCCGCCGCCCCAAUUCUAUCCAAUCACGACGGCCACACCUGUAGCCAACCCGCACCGCUUCGCGCGCGCGAGUCCGCCUGCUAAGCACCACGCUUAUCAGCCGUUCGGGCAGAAUCCGGGAGUUAGUCCAGCCGCGUCGGACGAAUCACCCUCGAGCAAACCUCGCGUUGCCCGGGUCGCAAAUAUUAAUGGUGUAGCGAAGGUGGACCCUGCGUCGAUACCCCUUCCACCACUCUCGCCUCCGACAUCUGCAGUGUCCUUCUCGUCGCGGUCUUCUGUCUCUAGGUCCUCCGCGAGUGUCUCGUACCUAGGCGGCGCAACCCCGUCGGAUUCCCAGCCUACUUCGACGUCGACGAAUGGCAGCAGUAGGCUUAGCCCCGCGACGCAACAUGGCGGAUUUGGAGGGUCGGGUGGUAAUUUGGAGCAACUCAAGAGCACGCUGGAUAGUUUAAUGGAGUAUACAGCUGGCCUGCCUUCCACCGACGAGUCUGGGGGCGACAGUGCUCAUGAUAGGGACACGGAUGGAGAGAUGGAACAAGCGGAGCGUAAAGUCAAGGCAGCUGCUAAGUCGGAUCGCAAGAUUGCAGACCUGGAAAUUACGAACCGUUCUCUGCUUGCCAUUAACGCGACUCUUGAAGCUACGAAACAUCGUCAAGCGAAGGAAAUCCGCGAGCUACGACGCAAGCUACGCGAAUCACGGCUCAUACUCCCACCGCCCGCCUACCGCGCUGUCAAGUCAUCACUCGGCCCCGCAGAGAUGGCAGACGACGAGGAGGAUGGGUCAGACGCCUCCGAUGCAGACGAAGCAGAACCUGGCGUCGGAGAUGAGAUUUAUCAGCGCGUAAAGCUGAUACUUGACAACCUCCUUAAGUCAGGUCAACAAGCGCUGGAGAAGCAGGUCAAAGACUUCCCAGAGGGCAACAAGAGCACGACGAAGGUGCUCACGGCGGAGGAAGUUCGUGACUGGCAUGGUGAAUUAGGGAGUCAGAACGGCUAUAACGCAGAGCGCGACGAGAAUGACCUGGCGUCGGAACGAAGCACGCCAGAUGUUGACGAUGAUAUACCCACAGACGCUGAUACCUCCUUUGACUACGGCGGCAACGACUCGAUGCUCUCAGAGGAGGAGGUCGAAGCCCUAACGAUACCACCUUCAAGCCCCCCACCUCCGAUUCUCAUCACACAACCCACCUAG